UAGAGUUAUGUACAUAAUUGAAAUUCGGCGAAUUAAAAUUAUGUACACUCGCGGAGUAAAAAUUUGUUUAGCGCGCGCGAAGCAUACGCUUGUGUUAUCUAGUUAAAUUAAAUUUUCCGUGAAUUUGCGAAUUAAACUUUGCGAUAAACUCGAAUCGAAACAUGUUCGCAUCGAUUAAAAACCUGUCAAACUCGUGUUCCCUAUCGUGCGGAUGUAUAUAAUUUUUCGUAAUCAUUUAACUUAUAAUUUUUCAUAUUUCUUCGACAUUCAUGUUUCAUCUUCUUUUUUCGCUGAUCGAAUAAAAUUCGGCAUGAGGGAUGCAAAUUAAAAAUUAUGUAUCAAUAACGAUUAGAAAUCUGAAUUCUCCUCGACAGAAUUUUGAUAAAAAAUAUAUAAAUAUAUAUUAAAUAGAAAAAAGAUUUAGUAAAGCGAGUCAGAGCGAUUGUAACGAAUAUGGUGAGUUUAUGCUACAUUUGAGAUGAUUGAGAGUUGCUUCUGAGCUAUGAUUGAGCUAUGACUUAUCACAGGAGACCAUGGAACUGUACAAGAGAAUGCCUGCGAAUGGAUACAAAGAGUACGCCGGAUAUCAUCGCGGCGACUUCUGCUCCAAUUGCGGGCAAAACGAGUACGAGGAUGCGUUGCGCAGCAUCGCGACACGAAAGAGAAGAACGAGGAGAUACGAAAAGCAUUGUCCCUCAUGCCACUGUCCGCCCGAAAGACAAAGAUCUUCUCCGUCUAGUGGACCAAGAACUUUGGAAAAUGUCGAAGCUAUGUUAAACCGAUAUGAAUGCGUCUUCACGGAGCCGGUCAGCUCGACCAUCAAGAAGUCGCAGAGUAGUCCUCUGUCGCAGAAGAUAUAUUGGCACGAUUGUCAGACUGGUGCGCAUUCUCGUUGUCCCAGAAGGUCGUAUCAGCAAGCCCGUCGUCAGCGAAGAACCGAACACGACAGAUACUUAUGUAGGAUAAAGGGAGACACAGUGAAUCCGGAACUGGUCAACGAAGAUGUCGAAGCUUGCUCCAAAUACACGCAAUCGGCACCGACCAAGAGCUCGUUGAAGAGGCAUAGUCACUUGAGAGAACCAGAGACUGUCUUUCAGGGAUCACCGGACGAACAAGAAUAUUCUGACGCCGAAAGCGAGAUGUCCGCCAAGUACGCUUCGUGCGUUCGCCAGUCGAGGAAGAGAGAGGAGAAGGAAUCGCGCAUAAUAAAUCCACAUCUCAGAUCGUCGAGAUAUCAAGGUGUAGGCGGGAACGGAGAAUAUAUCUCGGAGAUGAGGAACACCGAAAGCGACGUCGACUAUCAGCGGAACACGCGCGAGUAUCAAGAAGCGAGAAAGCUCAUUCUGGAAUUUGAAGAGCUAGAGAGGCUGAAGGGCGAAACGGCAGCGGUGACGAGGGUAAACGAAGAUAACGAUAAGAGGCUCGACGGACGUAAACGCGAUGUCGUGGCGAGAGCGACGAAGCAGAAGAGACCAUCUGGCGACGCUGCGUCAAAUGAGUCAUCCGCAUUGAUCAAGGAAUCAAUUGAAGAAUCCGCAAAGAAACUCACACUUAAUGGGCCUGCGCAUUUACCCAAGCUGGAUCUCCACGCCACGAAGACUCGAAUUUUGGAAUCGAUCGAUCAUAUGCUCGACACCAUGGACAACGCGAAAAAUGACGCACCGAUGCGACAGGAAGAAACGGAAGAGACCAUCGAGAAUAUAAGUCGUGAACUCCAGGAAAACGGCUGGCAAUUAUUGUUCAACGCUUUGACGAUACACAGAAACUCGACAGACUCCAGUAAAAAGACCGUUCGUCUGGAAUGUCUGAAUCAUAUUCGGCAACAACUCGACAAACUCUACACCCUUGAAUCGACUUUGGACAAUUGCCCGCUUAAAUUACAAUCUAUGUCGAAUCACGAUAUACCAUGUAAUGAAGAAUAUCAACAGACGCAACAACUGGAGCAUAAAAUUGCGGAAUCUUGAGUCCAAAAGGCCACAUUCGUCAUUUUUUUAUGUUAAAGAACUGUGAUAAAUUUUAAAAAUCCAUACGUGGAUUUUUUCGCAAAAAUGUUUCGUAAGCAUCGUGAAUGCAGUUAUAAGAACAAAAUAAUUGCAAACGCUCCACGCAUACAAAAAAAGUAUCAUCAUGGCUAAAAAUAUAGAUUGUCAAAGUAUACAUUAUUAACAAUAUUUAGCACGUGUUGUGCGAAUCGAUAUUUAAGAUAAACAUAUAAAAUUUGAUAAAAUAUAAAUAUUAAUGGAACUUGUAAAAAUCUGAUGUUAUUAUUUGCUCGCAAAUUUUAGAACUAGAUUAAUUAACACAGUAGUUAAUUAGUUUAUCUUUCAAGCCAAGAUUUAAUUGGUAGCAAUAGCUUUAUUUAUUGUUGAAACGUUUUAAGUAUACAUCAGAGUACAUAACUACUCUCUAUUUUCUUUUUGCUGUCAAGCUAAAUAAGGUACGUGUAAUAUUAAAUUGUUUCCAUUCGGUAGAUAGUUCUCUUUGCGAUGAGAGGUGCGCAUGAAUUCAUUAUGUAAUAUAUAUAUAGAUAUAUGUAUAUGUAUUUUAGGCUCUUGCAUUUGCUACGCAUGUAUACUUUCAAUAUACAUACAUACAUAAACAU
This is a messenger RNA of Nylanderia fulva, 2602 nucleotides long. The record is from RefSeq and is a predicted model, not a curated record. Lineage: Eukaryota; Metazoa; Arthropoda; Insecta; Hymenoptera; Formicidae.